Messenger RNA from Culex quinquefasciatus (southern house mosquito), 1472 nucleotides. RefSeq lists its product as uncharacterized. The transcript has 3 exons. Gene Ontology annotation, biological process: protein phosphorylation. Gene Ontology annotation, molecular function: ATP binding; protein kinase activity. The record is from RefSeq and is a predicted model, not a curated record. Bases 159 to 1427 code for a protein of 422 amino acids. Lineage: Eukaryota; Metazoa; Arthropoda; Insecta; Diptera; Culicidae.
UCAAUUCAAAAGUGGGAUUCUCACCGAAACCGAUCUGCUGGAGCUUUCCGCGAGACGCGAGAGAGCAUCUUGAGUAACACGCCGCGACGCAAACUCUCUCAGUCGAGAUUGAGCUUUACACAGACCAAGUUCAACAAUUAGUAGAGUAGGGUAGAACGAUGACAACGUCAAGCGAUCACCAAGUUCACGGUCUGUACCACGAUCUAAUCAGUGCCGGUGAAUGCGAACAGAUUGUUCGGAAUUCUCUCAAGGUUGAAGAGUUUGUGAUUUUGGGGUUUAAGCUGACCAAGAUUCCGGGACAUUUGGGAUUUCUCGGAGAGUAUUUGCAUUUGAACGUGGAGGUUGAGAUCAAUGGGCAACGAUCGAGUCAGCGGUACUUUAUCAAAUCGCUCCCACUGGGCGAUAAGAACCAGCGCGAGAUGAUGGAAGAAAUGGGCUUCUUCCGGAAGGAGGUUCGCGUCUACUCGGAGAUUCUGUCCAAGUUCGGCAACAACGAGGGAUCGUCCAAGUGGCGCCCGGAUUGCUACUACACGCGGGACGAUCUGAUCGUGCUGGAGGACGUAAAGUGGCACAAUGGAUUCACCAUGGUGCAUUACAAAACCGCACUCGAUCAGCCUCAUUUGCAUCUGGUGUUGGAUGCCGUAGCUCAGAUGCAUGCCUGUUCGCUGAAUCACGAGUACAAUCUGGCCGGAAGACGGAGACUGGACGAGUCGCACAAAGAUGUGCUGUUUGAGGCUUCGGUGUCGCGAGAUAAUGGAUGGUUUAUGGCGGGAUUAAGCGGUAUUCGAGCGAUCGCGUUGAAUGGAACCAAGUAUUGCAAGGAUGCUGCGAAAAAGGAGCUCAUGGAAAAGGAAUUGGAAGGCAAGCUGAAUCGGGUGUUUGAUAUUGUCAAGCCAACCCACCAGUAUCAGAACGUCCUCGUUCAUCGAGAUAUCUGGUUGAACAACGUAAUGUUCCAGUUCAACGAGGAUCAAUCCCCCACAGCUUGCGUCCUCCUGGACUUCCAAAUCUGUCGCUACCUUCCUCCGAUCAUCGACUUCCUGCUCACACUCUACCUUACUACUAGAAGAUCCCACCGAGACGAGUUCUUCGAUCACUACCUCAACUUUUACCACGAUCAACUCGCAAACAAACUGCGAACCUUCAAGCUAGACCCGGAGCAAAUCCUUCCAAAAUCUCAACUAGAAACGACCCUCAAAGAGUACCGUUUGAUUGCGCACGUGUUCACCGGAAUCUAUUUGGGACUCACUAACUUGCCGGCGAAUGUGUUGGACGAUUUGCACCAAAAUGAGCCGGAACGGUAUCAUCGGUAUUGCAACGAAAAUAGGGACGAGUUGAUGCUGAGGUACCUUCGGGAGGAUACGUUCUACAGGGAGACCAUGACCGAGUGUGUCGAGGAGAUGUUGGAGUAUUUAUUUGAAUUUUAAUAAAACUUGUAAAAGAUAACUUCAACUGAGUUAAAAAAAAUCAAA